Molecule: messenger RNA, 1361 nt
Organism: Penaeus monodon (black tiger shrimp)
Lineage: Eukaryota; Metazoa; Arthropoda; Malacostraca; Decapoda; Penaeidae
Gene: Fkbp39
Product: 46 kDa FK506-binding nuclear protein-like
Cellular component (GO): chromatin; nucleolus
Molecular function (GO): peptidyl-prolyl cis-trans isomerase activity; macrolide binding
Source: RefSeq, a predicted model, not a curated record
AAACCCCAGCACUGGUGCCGAUAAACAAGAAGAGAAAGCAACUGGAAAUCAAAGGGGCAGAUGCAAAGAAAGCGAAAGUGUUGCUUGGUGUAGAUGAGUUUGUAGAUGGCGAAGAGGAUGGGGAUGAUGACGACGAUGAUGAUGAUGAUGAUGAUGAGGAAGAGAGUGAUGAAGAAGGUGAGGAAGAGGAAGAGGAAGAUGAUGACGAUGAUGAUGACGAUGAUGAACCAGAUGAGGAAGAGAGAGAGAUGAUGGAACAAAUGAAAGCUGCUUUAAGUGCUAAGCCAAAUAAAAUGAAAAAUGAAAGUCAAGGGGAUAAAACGCCAAAAGGAAAGGCUGAAACUCCUGGAAAUAAAGUGCAAACACCAAAAGCCAAAGGCGAAAGCACGGAACAGAAAACCCCAAAGGCGAAAGAGAAAGCAAAACAAGGUGCAAAGACUCCUGAAGUAAAGAAAGCGGAAAACAAAACCCCCAAGAAGGAGGCAGUUACCAUGAACGGGACACCAAAGCAGAAGAAGCCUGAAAACACACCAGCCAAGAUAGAAACUCCUUCUGGAUCUCAGACCCCAAAGAUGAUGAAGAUUGGGGGGAUGAAGGUUGAGGAACUUAAAGUUGGGCAAGGACCAAAAGCUAAACCAGGAAACAUGGUGUUCAUGUACUACGAGGGCAGAUUCCCCAAUGGCAAAAUGUUUGACAAGUGUCAGGUGGGCAAGGGCUUCGGUUUCCGGCUGGGGAGAGGAGAAGUAAUCAAGGGUUGGGAUAUGGCCAUUGUAGGCAUGCAGCCUGGAGGAAAGAGAAAGAUUGUCUGCCCACCUAAGAUGGCGUAUGGUGAGCGAGGAGCACCACCAGACAUCCCACCCAACUCCACUCUAAUCUUUAAUAUAGAACUAAAAACCAUAAAAUAGAUAAAAAAUAUUAGUUGGAGCAGUGCACUUUCUUAUGUUAUAGAAAGGAGACUUUGGUGCUUUUUAUGUGUUUCUUCAUUCGUUCAUUUCUCCACUUUUUCUUCUGGACCAUUAUUGUUUGUUUCUCUUCUAAUUUAAAAGAAAAAAGGAUUGUAAUUAUUAUGAUUAAUUAUUAUUGGUAGUCAUUAUUAUUAUUCAUCUAUAUUUUUUUCAUUUUACAAACGUUUUUUUAUAUAAAUUAUGUAGUUCGCAUUAUAUGUAAGAUAGUAGUGUAACAAAUAAUAUUCAGGGGAAGCAGUACUGCUCUAAGUAGGAUGAGGGUAAUUGCAUCAGGUGUCAUACUGCUAGCUCCAUUACAGUAUGGCAUUUUCCUCGUUGCUGGUGUUAUGGUUCCCUUUUUCGAGUGACUUGUUUUGUACUCUAAUUUCCAAAACAUGGUAAAGUGUCUCGAUGUUA